Messenger RNA from Linepithema humile (Argentine ant), 3081 nucleotides. RefSeq names its product proton channel OtopLc-like. Gene Ontology annotation, cellular component: membrane. Gene Ontology annotation, biological process: proton transmembrane transport. Gene Ontology annotation, molecular function: proton channel activity. The record is from RefSeq and is a predicted model, not a curated record. Lineage: Eukaryota; Metazoa; Arthropoda; Insecta; Hymenoptera; Formicidae.
AUGGUGGCCGAGUUGGCUGGCAUUUUCACGGCGACGGUCGACGGACAGGCAGCUCCGGACGCAUCUGGCGGCACCUCGAAACAGUGCAAACGACCCAGAUGGAUCCAGACGGCGACGCGUGAGCCAAUCUAUAGCAUCCUCGAUAGCAACGGAACCGUCGCAGCGAAGAGUCUUCCUCCGGAUGUUCAGCGCAAGAUCGUGAUAAUUAGCGCGGUGAGGAACGAGCCGAGUCGCAAGUCUGACGCGGAGUGUGUCUGUUCACCCUCGCGGGGCAGAACGUCGCCGAUUGUCGAGGUCGAGGACGAAGACACUCUUUACAGCGUGGUGAGAAAGCCGAAGAAAGUGCGGUUACCGGAAACGUCCUGCGAGAACGAAGUGAUUCGAUCCAUCGACAAGACUCCGAACGAGAGCACCGAUUCCGGAGAAAAGUCCGGGCAACCGCUGGACCCCGAAGACGCGUCCAGACGAAUCGGGGUGAGGAAGUGGUUGGGAGACACGCCUAGACAGUUACGUUCGGAUCCGCCGGAGAUGUACGCCGACGAAUCCGAGUACGAGAACCCUUGGCCCGACCGUGAGAACUCGGUGGCGCUACCCAGAGGAGUGGUGGGUCUUGUAGGGCCUUACAGAGUGUACGGGAAUCCUAACGAGAGGAGAGAAUACAUGCUCCAAGAGGAGGAGCUCGUCGAAGAGGCGGUGGACUCCGCGAGCGAGAAAGUGCAGGAGCAGGAGGGCAGAGAUCAGCACCGUCAGCGGGCGAAGUGGAAGAUUAGGGAGGAUGACGAGGAAACUUUGGUGCCGGACAUCCGAGAGCUGCCGGGCCUGGAAAGUUUCGCGGAGACGAAAAUGGAGGACGAAAAGAGUGGGAAUGAUGAUUGGAAGAUUGAGCGGAGAUCGGUGUCGAAAAUGGAGAAAUUGGGAUGCGUUGAGGGGAUCCUGUCCGGUAAAGAGGAACGCGCGGUGGAUGUACCGGAUACGGUGUCCGCGGUCUCAACGACACCGAUGAAGGACAAGUGGGCGGGCAAUGAGCAGCACGACAAGGACAGCCUGAACGAGACCGGAAGUACAACGGGUGGCACCGUGGAGGGCGCGCCGGGUGGCGGCCCCAGCAGGGGUGACCGGACUAAGGACAAGGAUGACCACGCAUCCCCGCAUGCAUCCUCCCCGGCGCAACCGGCGAGGUCCUUGGUCUCGAAGAUCCUGUCGAGAGCGCGAACGCCCGACGACCUGCUCGACCACUCGGAACCCUACUCACAAUUAUGGGUGGUCCUCUCGAAUGUGUACGGCGAGCUGAUCGUCGUGCUAACGCUGGCGGUGUGUCUGGCCGAAGUCAUGGACACGCCUGUGCCCCUGCUCAGUUUGCAAGGCAUCUUCCUCAUGUAUCUCUACGUGGGCAGUAUCGCCGUUAUCAUCGGCAUCUACAUAUGGGUGCUGGUUGACAGUUGCAGCAGCUUAAGCCGAAGCCGUAACGGGCUCGGCGACGCGGAACUUGGCGGCGCGUCACUCACCAGGUUCGGGUCGUUAAAACGCGCGCACAUCUCCAGAGCCAGAACCGCACCGACCAGUUUCUAUAUACGCGUCGGCGCACUCUUGUUCGGCCUGGCGACUCUGGUCUUCAACGGUUUAGAAAUGGCGAUGCACUCGAUGAUGCAGGGCGCCGAGUGCUUGACCGAUGUCAUUUUUGUGCAUCCGGUGGUACAUGGCCUGUUCACCUUCUUACAGAUGCACUUUCUCUUCGUAAACUCGCAGGUCCUCGUAGAGCGCUUCGGCCUGGCAGCCAGAUUCGGCUUCACGCAUCUCGCAGCCACCAAUGUCGCGGUCUGGGUGCGUCUGGUGAUUUGGGAUUCCGCGCAGGAGUGGACUUAUUUUGUGCAUUUGGCGCAACACGAACAGGAGACGUCUAUAUCUCCGCUGAAUCUUCGGGGAUUUCCCGGAUCCUUGACAAGGCAGUCGCGGGAUCUUAUAGACGAGCCCACGACGAAAGCGAACUUCAGGCCCUAUCAACCUGUCUCGAACGAGCAAAUUUCGCAAGUGAUCGCGUUGCAGGAGUGCCUAAACACCAAUACCUUAGGGCAGCUGUGGACGUCAAGCAUGCCUUUCCUGUAUCCCUUCAUCGUGCAAUUUAGUCUAAUCGCCGCGGCAGUGACUUUCGUGAUGGGUCAAAACGUCGGCCGGGGUCGGUUUAUGAAGCAAAAGUUCCACGGCAGCAAAGAUCUGAGCAGCCACAGCAGGGUGGGCUGCGACGGUUCCAGCAAGGGUCUCUUUCUAGGUAUCCUCUGCAUGGUCGCCGGCAUCGUGGUGAUUCUAAUCUUCCUCGUGGUGCGGGAGGACGAGAAUUUCCCCUCCGCCACGCUGUCCUGGUUGACGUGCGGCACUCUAAUCGGCAUACUGACCCUGAGCAGUCUGAUGACCGCCAGCGGCCUCGUGCAGGUGCGUCAGAUCUCGGUGGUGUCGCGCGCGCCGGCCGCCCUGGACAGCCUCCUGUCGAACGUCUCGCUCUUCGGCGUGCAACUCUACUCCGUGUUCACCAUCGUGGUGUGCGCGUGCUCGCUGGCCAUGUCGGAUCACGGCGAGACCGAGGACACGCGUGCCCGCCACAUCAUGCUGCUGUCCAUGUCGGUUUUGCAGCUGGUGCAGUGCUUCGCGCAGAGCACGCUGAUCGCCGAAACGUCGCGACGCUCGUGCCUCACGCGUCUCCAGAUGCUGGCGAAGCCCGGCCGGCAAGUCAUCACCUUCCUGCUGUUCAGCAACGCCGUUCUCUGGGCCUUCGACACCGUCAUCACGCAGAACUGGCUGUCGCAGGAGUUGCAGCUGCGGUUCUUCGGCGUGCUCGCUUGGGGCGUGCUGUCCAGGAUCGGCCUGCCUCUUCUAAUCUUCUACAGGUUUCACAGCUGCGUGCUGCUGCUGGAGGCGUGGAACAAGUGCUACAGAACGCCACGGGGAGAGCAUCCUCUCAACUGACAACGCGGAAUCUCGCGCCGACUCUCGUGCAGACCGCACCCUGGCUUGCGAGACCCUCACUGUCCUGGGAGACUGAUGCUUAAACCAUCUAUGGACAACGAAUACGCUUACAAGCGACUAAUG